Molecule: messenger RNA, 862 nt
Organism: Boleophthalmus pectinirostris (great blue-spotted mudskipper)
Lineage: Eukaryota; Metazoa; Chordata; Actinopteri; Gobiiformes; Gobiidae
Gene: ntaq1
Product: N-terminal glutamine amidase 1
Exons: 6
Coding region: 150-737 (195 amino acids)
Cellular component (GO): nucleus; cytosol
Molecular function (GO): protein-N-terminal glutamine amidohydrolase activity; protein-N-terminal asparagine amidohydrolase activity
Source: RefSeq, a predicted model, not a curated record
CAGAACAGAGAAGAGGAAGAAGAGCCGUGCGCGUGCCCGGGGCGCGAGAUCAGCGCGUGCGUUUCUCAAACAAGAAAAAAACCAAAAAAAACACCUUCAUCUGUUCAUCUCCUUCACCCUCCUCUUCCUCUUCUUCUUCUUCUGUCCUGAUGAAGACUCCGCGGCGCGAGGACUGCGUCUACACGAGCUGCUACUGUGAGGAGAACGUGUGGCAGCUUUGUUCUUGGUUCCGUUCAGAGGCCGAGGUCCAACUCCAGGAGCUGUUUGUGCUUUUCAUCUCCAACCACCAGCGCAAGGUUCCAUUGUGGAAGCAGAAAUCGGGUCGAGGAGAUCUCCCUGUGGUUUGGGACUACCACGUGGUCCUGCUCUGGUCUAGAUCAGGUCUGGAGCCUCUGGUCUUUGAUCUGGACUCGGUUCUGGACUUUCCCUGUUCUCUUCAGGACUACGUCACCCAGGCCCUGAGAUCGGACCAGGACCUACACCCACAGUACCACAGGUUGUUCCGGGUCGUUCCUUCACAGUUGUUCCUGGAGAAGUUCUCGUCAGAUCGAUCUCACAUGAAGAAACCUGACGGAACCUGGAGCAUGCCCCCCCCCAGCUACCCCCCCAUCCAGACACCAGAGACGAGCACAAACCUGGAGCUGUUCAUCCAGAUGAAGCAGGACCAGGAUCUGGGCCGAGUCCACAGCCUCCAGGACUUUAAGACCCGCUUCGGCCUGGACCCGGACCGGUUCUGACCCGCUUCGGCCUGGACGUGGACCUGCACUGGGUUUUAUCUGGACUUGUGAUGACAUUUAUUUUUAUUAAAAUAUUCAAAUCCUGGUUUCACUUUUGACACUGGAAUAAAAACAAUCUACUGGAA